GGGAGUGAUGGUCGUACUGACGAGGCUGUGCCGUUUGUGAACGUUGUCGCUGGAAGUUUUUUUAUUUUUUAAGAAAAAUAAGAAAACCUUUCAAGCACGCACUUUCAACGGAGAAAAAACGUUUUUCGUUUUCUUCUGCAGUUAAACGUCUUGUCGAUUUUCACCAACGCAAACUUCAGUUCUUGCGCGUCAUCACCCUUUUUUUUUUUAACGGAUUUUCCGCGACAUCUGUUGCCGUGAUGCGUCCGUCUGGAACUUCGUACGCCAGGAAUGGGCCUGUGACUAGUGCAUAGUACGUUUGUGGCGAGUGAAUAUUUAAUUAAAAACAAGAAGGAAAAAAAAAGUUUUACAACUUUUUUUUUUAAGUGACAAAACAUCUGGACGGCUUGAAAGUGCGACAUUUUUAAGAAACCGUACAGCUGACAAAGUGUUAUUUUUUAUUUAUUUAAAAGGAUCUGAAGUGAUGUAAGACGUAUUUAGAGUGGAGAUAUUUUUAUAUUUUUUGUUUCUUUGUUGAUUACAGCGAAAUGUAUGUGACUUAAAAAAAAAUUAACGCUGAUAAAUAUAACUUUUCGAAGUGUUCUCUCUCUGCCGAUGUGAGAGAGAGUGUGUUUUUUUUUGUCGCGUGUGUGUGUGUGUGUGUGACGUUCUCCAACGGCUUCCGUGAUGCCGACUUAAAAAGGCUUCCUUUCGUUUCUGUAGAGAAACUAGAGUUUUUGUUGACUUGGAGCCGAGUGCACAAAUUGGAUUUAUUAUUUUUUUUUUAUAUUCCACACACGCCGCACAUGCGGAACACUACAAGAAAAUAAUCCCCCGUACGUUGUGACCAGGUGUUCUCGUCAGCAGGCGGCGGAGGUUUUUUUUUCUUCCUUCUCAUCUUGAAGAAAACCAAGGACAAUGGAGUUGUUACCAGGUGCAUGCGUAUUGCUCAUCCUGGCAUCGCUAUCCGCGCCGUCGGCCGCCGAGGAGGUGAAGGACACGCGCGAGUGGGAGGACGUGACCUUGGAGUGCCGCUUCUCGGCGCAGCUCGUCAGCCACGACACGGGCUACCUGUGGACCAAGAAGCCGGCCGGGGAGUCGCCGACGGCCGCCAGCGACCACGUGGCCUACAAGACCGACGUGUUCGACGCCAACUACAAGGUCGACUUCCAGCCGGAGCAGGGCAGGUACGACCUGGUGAUCCGCAACACGAGCUUCAGCCGCGACAACGGCCGCUUCGAGUGCAUGAUCCGCGCCGUGGGCAGCGGCAGCGUGCUGCACUCGCAGAGCUACCUGCUGACCGUGCUGCGGGCCCCCGGGCCGCCCACCAUCUCCCCGGGACCCGCCCCCAUCGCCACCGAGGGCAAGCCCUUGGAGCUGGAGUGCAGCAGCGCCGGGGGCAGUCCGGAGCCCGCCGUCAGGUGGUACAAGGACGGCAGCAGCUACAUGCUGGACGCGCGCGCCAGCACCAAGGGCUCCGUCACCACCUCGGUGCUGUCCGUGGUGCCGUCCAGGACGGACGACGGCGCCGUGUACCGCUGCGUCGUGUCCAACCGCGCCAUGGCCGAGGGCGCCAAGCUCGAGGCGAAGGUGCAGCUCAACGUCAACUACUUCCCUCGCGUGGAGGUGGGCCCGGAGAACCCGUUGCGCGUGGAGCGAGACGGCAGCGCCACUCUGCAGUGCAAGGUGGACGCCAAGCCCAAGGCGACGAGCGUCAAGUGGAGCCGCGACGGCCGCCCCGUGGCCCACUCCCCGGAGCACCGCCUCCUCCGGGUGUCCGCCGAGGACGCCGGCCGCUACAGCUGCAGCGCCGACAACGGCCUGGGCCAACCGGGCGAGGCGGACAUACUCCUGGACGUGCAGUACCCUCCCGUCGUGGCCAUCGACAGCGGCAAAGGCGGAGCCGCGAACCAUCGCGAGGCCGAGGAAGGGGAGAGCCUGGAGAUACACUGCAACGUGAGCGCGAACCCUCCGCCCGUGACGGUCGAGUGGCUGCGCGACGGCCGACCGGAGUUCCGCGAGCCCGGGGAGACCCUGAGGAUCCCCAGGGUGUCGAGCGACACGGCAGGGUCCUACACGUGCCGCGCCAUCAACGUGCUCAGCCCCUACUCCCAGCCGCGCCGCCGCGUGGAGAAGGUGAGCAACGCGUCGAUCACCAUCCUGGUGAGGCACAAGCCCGGUAGGGCCAGGAUAUCCCCGGACAGACCCGUGGCGUCGGAAGGGUCAGGUGUGACCCUCACCUGCUCGGCAAACCCCCCCGGGUGGCCCGCGCCCCAGUACCGCUGGUGGAAGGACGGGGACCAGGGCACCUCCUCCUCGUCUUCGUCUUCGGGGAUGCUGCCGGCGACGGUGCUGGCCACGGGGCAGAAGUACACCAUCCCCUCGGCGCACCUGGGCAGCGAGGGCCGCUACCACUGCCAGGCCACCAACGAGAUGGGCCACGGCGAGCCAGCGUCCGUGCCGCUCGAGGUUCACCAGGCGCCGCGCUUCAUCGCCAAGCUCCAGCCGCACCUCACCAGGAGGGUCGGCGACUCGGAGUUCUCGGUGACGUGCGGGGCCCAGGGCAAGCCCAAGCCCUCGAUCCGCUGGCUCAAGGACGGCCGCGAGCUGGCGCCGGACGCCAAGGCCUUCGACGUCUCCACGGACGAGUCGGAGACCCGCAACUCGGUGUUCACCAUCCAGAGCACGCUGCGGUUCGUGGGCGGGGAGCGUCCCGCGGGCAACCAGCUGCUUCCGGGCGACCGCGGGGUCUACUCGUGCGUCUUCGAGAACGAGGUCAAGCGGGCCGAGUCCAGCAUGCACCUGCGCAUCGAACACGAGCCGAUCGUGCUCCACCAGUACAACAAGGUGGCCUACGACCUGCGCGACACGGCGGAGGUGGUGUGCCGAGUCCAGGCGUACCCCCGGCCGGAGUUCCAGUGGUCGUACGGCACCAACGCCGCGCCGCUGAUGCGCAGCAGCGAGGGCCACUACGACAUCGCCACGAGCGUCGAGUCGGGCGACACGUACCGCAGCGUGCUCAGGGUCGCCGACGUGCGGCGGGAGGACUACGGGGAGUACACCUGCCGCGUCACCAACACCCUGGGGAACAUCCGCGCGGUGAUCCGUCUCCAGCCCAAGGGCCCGCCCGAGCGGCCGCGCGGCGUGGUUGCCGCCGACGUGGGCUACAACCACGUGUCGCUGCAGUGGCGUCCCGGAUUCGACGGCGGCCUGCGCGGCACCAAGUACUUCGUGUCGUACCGCCGCGCUUCAGCCGUCACUUCGUCGUCCUCGUCGGGGGAGGAGGCGUGCGGCCGCGCCGCGGGGUACGGACCGUCGCCCCGAGGGGGCGGAGGCGAGGGCUGGCAGGAGUUUGACUGCCAGCGGAACAACCCCUGCAACGUUUCCGCCCUGGAGCAGCACCAGACCUACCUCUUCAAGGUGAAGGCCUACAACACCAAGGGCCACAGCGACUACUCGGACGAGGUCCCCGCGACGACGAGGGCGGACCGGAUCCCUCCCCCUCAGCGCGUGGCCUACGACCCGGAGACCCACACGCUGUCGGUGAACCUCGCCGCGACGUGCCUGCAGCUCGUGGGGCUGGUGGAGGCGGCGACGGACGGAGAGGACUGGCGGGUGGUGCACACCCUCCCGCUGGCCGGCGGGCCGGUGACCCGUCGGGAGGCCACCGUGCUGGCGCUGGUGGGGCGUCACCGCCCGGCGCUGUCCGGGGGCUCCUCCCUCCCGGGCCCCGACGACGAGGGCCGGGCCAGCGCCAGCGCCGCCUUCGACUCCCCCGCGCCGCCGCGCGUCCGCGUCAAGCUGUGCCUCAAGGGCGACGAGGCGCGCUGCAGCGACUACACGGAGGCCGAGAUCGGUCCCUCGUACGUGACCCAAGCCGGCGCUCUGACCACGCCCGCCAUCGUCGCGAUCAUAGUGUCGUGCGGAGUGUUCCUGCUGUGCUCCGGCCUGAUCUUCGUGUUCUGCCGCUGCCGCAAGUACCACUUCAAGAAGGGCAACGAGAAGGACUACGAGAUGGAUUCGUCGACGGUGCGGCCGAGCCUGGUGACGCAGCAGCCCCCGCCCCCCUACUACCCCUCCGCGGGCGCCGACGGCAAGGCCUCCGUCGAGAUGUCCCUGGACGACCCGUCCAAGGAAGGGGUGUACGCGUCGCAGAAUGGCUACGGCUACCACGGCGGAGCGCCGGCCCAGGUCCCGGUCCCAGCGGGGCACAACGCCAACGGCGGAGAGUGGGUUAAUCUCGGCUACAUGGACAACAGCUACUCAAACUCCAACAACGGGGGGUCCGUCAACUCGCAGGACUCCCUCUGGCAGAUGAAGAUGGCCGCCCAGGCGAACAACAACGCGAACAACGUCAACUCUGACCACCACCACCAUCUGGUGGACAGGACCAACUCGUACGGCUACGACCCGCUGACCCACGGGGGGUACGGGGCGGUGGACGACUACGCCCCCUACCCGCACCUCAGCGGCUCCCCGGAGCACGAGUACCGCUCGGGGGCGGCGCAGCAGCGAGGCAGCAACAACCCGUCGCGGCAGGACUACGCCGGCGACCCCUACGCCGCGGUCCACAAGCAGAAGAGGCGGGUGGACCAGCACCUGGAUUCCCCUUAUCACGACGUUAGUGGCCUCCCCGACCCGUACAUGGACCAGUUGGACUGUGACGAAAGCAAACCGCAGCACAUUUCCCUGUCGUUCGACGAGAGCCUGGAGAGCGGGUACUCCACGCCCAACUCCCGCAACAGGCGCGUCAUCCGGGAGAUCAUCGUGUGAGGCGGGGGGAGGAACGCACGCCGCGGAGCCGACGACGCGGGACGGAUCUGGAUCCGAACGCCCUACGCCGCUUCCAGAGUCCCUUCCUCCCGGCUACAGUCUCCGGAAGACGACGACGUGAGGGGCGAUCGUUCUUUUUCUUUCGCUCUGGUGUGCUGUGCGACGACGGGGAAUACCCGGCGCGCCGGAAGACCGUCGGGAGAGAGAGAAGCCUCAUGCUGUCCGCAUUUCGGAAUCGGGGGGGAAACGUUCUCGUGCUUCAACAUUCGCCUCUUUUGUCCUCGUCACUCAAAACCACAGUUUCGAUUUUAAAAAAAAACUGUGUGCUCUGUGUGUCUGUGUGUUUGUAGAUGUACGUACUUUUGAACACCUAAUUCAUGCUGCAGCAGAUAUAAUCAAUUUUAUAUAUAAAUAAAUAUAUAUAUAUAUAGUGCUUCGUGUGCACUGUCGUUGAGUAUUAUACAACCAUUUUUUUUUUUUUUUUUUUUUAAUUUUUUGAAUGAGAAUAAAAUUUAAUUAGGAUUAAUAUUUACGUGGCAAAGGUGUUUGAAAACGACCCCCUGAUUUGAAUAAAUUUACACAUUGUCACUCCUUGCCACUGCUUCAGUGACGGUAAUUUAAGAGAAAAAAACUCUUUGAUAUUUGUAUUAUUGUACAAAGCAAAAUUGCAAUAUGUAUUAAAAGAAUCUCAACACUGAGCGGAAAUUUGAUACAUAUUUAAAUAUGAAACUGUUGUUUAGUGUACUCUUGCAUUGCAUCAUCACAUAUUUUCAAAGGUCGUGCAAUUAUGAUGGGAAAUCAUGUGCCAAAACAUAAAUUAUUUAUGUUUGGUACAUUGCGUUGUUAUUACAUGUAGUGUGGAUUCAGAGAAGGAAGAACAUUUUUUUCGCAUGCUGUCGCAAACAUUUAAUGUCGCAUGUUUAAGUGUUUUUUUUCACACAAUCUGCACAUCUAAUGGUUGAAAAAAAAAAAUAGGUUAAACAGCAUCUUUCCUCGGAUCUGUAUUGUAAAAAAAAAUUCACUGUGUUAACAAUAUGGGUGGAUCUGGUGAUGAAUAAAUUUUUUUGUAAAUAGAGCAAUUCAGGACACAUCAUAGUGGCUACUUUGUGCAAAUUGUACACUUUGUGAAGACUGCAAGCACAGACUUGAAAAAAACAGUGUAAAGAAGUUAAUAACUAAGCAAACACUUGUGUUUUAGCAAGUGUUUGGGUUGUAAUGUUAAUCUAAUGAUGUGUUGUUGUUUAUAGGUGAUAUAAUAUAAGUUAUGUACUCUUUAACUCCUCUUUUUAAUAUUAAGCACAAAGUAAUUCCACAAUCCAUCAGUAGAUCAAAUUUUGAGCGCAUGCAGCAACGUGAUCAAAUCUUGCUUUCAGCCAUUUUGCGUCACUUUGUGUGUACAGCGUUUGAAUCAUCAUGUGCAUCUGUGUUUGACUGCAAAACAUUAUACGUAUCAACAUCUUGAAAUAAUAUGAGGAAUAGAUGUCUCUUCCCCCUCCCCCCUCCACCCCCUUCCCAUUUGUCGCAAGUGGUUCCCACAAAGUUUUUGGGAACCAUUAAUUUAUGGAAGUCAUUCGUUUUUCAGACAGUGAAUAAUGAUUUUCGAUUUCGUUUCUCGGGGAGCAAUUUUUUUUUUAUAUAUAUACAAAUAAAUAUAUUUGAUUUAUUCAGAUUACAAUUCUUAAAACAGAAACUUGUAUCAUGCACAGUUUUAUCAAUUUUAAGAAACAUCUCUCAUAGAGAAAACACUGUUCAAGAUAUGGACGUACAUACGAUGAUUUAUUUUGCAAAAAAAAAAAUAAAAAUGUUUAACAGUUCAGAAUGUUUUUUUAAUGCAAAAUAAUCUAAAAAAAAAAAAACAGACACACUUACUGUGUUUGUUGUGUUUUACAUAUGCACUAUAUGUUUUAUGAAUAUAUUAUAAGUUAGUAAUAUUAGAUAUUAAAUAGUAUUUAUUAAGUUAGCUUUUAAUUUUUUUUAAUACACAAGUUACAUAUAUAUUAUGUGCAUUGAUUUGCCAGUAGGAAAGUCUCACAGCCAUAGGCAUGGUGGUUUGAAUUUUGAAAGAUUAAAGUAUGCAUUUAAUUCUUUGUCAUUCUUUAUUGUGUUUCUUCAGUUUGAAUUUAAUUAUUUUUUACAAGUUUAUGGUUUAAUCUGUUAAAAGUUCUCUGGUAGAAUUUUGAUCCAAAAAAUUUUUUCAAAAUUAUGAAGUGAAAUGAACACAUAAGCCUAAUCAUAUCUUAACAUUUACUGUGGAUACUGACAAAACUUUGCUCACCUGCUAGCGAAUAUCGUGCAUGAGACGUGUUUCUUGAACAGUGUUUUUACAUUCAUCCUCAUUGUGUAAAUAAUUAAUUACAGUGUAUUUAGUUUGUGUUUACGACACUGCAGUGUGCUCUUUAACUUAUCAAGAUGUUUUGAUUAGCUUCUCGCUUGUGAAUCCAUAUUGUGUUCUAACUUUGUUCGUAAGGAUUCUUUUAUUUUAUUUCACUAGCCAUUUUAAAGGUAACCUUUUUGUUAAGACUGCAGAAAUAAUCAUCUCAGUCAGUGUAAUGCUUAAUGAAGUGGAUUUUAAGUUGUGUCCAAAUAGUCUUGAUUACCACGGAGAGUGUGUAAAACAAGAAACACUCAGUACAUACACGUACUUAAACAAAUAUACAUUUUAUAAUUUAAAUAGAUAUUUCCUCACCAUUAAAAAUAACUACUUGAAACUAGUUUUGAAUACAAAAUAAAAUACAGUUCACAAUUUUUCCUAAAAUACAUUUUUUUUUAAAUUAAUAAUAACUUAAACAAAAUUUAUGUAACAAUUGUUUAUAAAUUAAUGUGUUCUAUUAUUAGUUUGUAAUUGGAAAUUACAUUUCAAAAUAAUAAGCCCCAUAACUUUUGUAUUUUUUUAUGAUGAAAUAAUUUAUUUUAUACUAAAAUUGUAACGUAUAUAAAAUAUAAUUGUUGUGAGAGAGCCCAGGAACAAAAACAAAUUGAGAGAUUUUAUUUUUUCUUAAUUUUUCAAAUAAUAAUUUUGAAGUUUAAGUGCAUAGUGCCCUUCAAGAAAAUAAUCAUGGAUUCUCCCAUGUAAAGUGGGUAGGUAUUCUAUAUUUUAAUCUCUUUGGGGUAUUGUGAUAAAUUUUUGUGUUUUCAAUUUUUAAAAUUUCUUCGCGUACCUUAAAGCCAGAGCUGUCAUUAACGACAAAAAUUGGCCACCCUUUCAAGUAAACAGAGUCAUCUGGGAAAAUAAGAAACAGCACAUUGUGUAGAUAGGCCCUACCCGACUGUGCUGCUUGAUUAAGUAGUAAUGCUGCUUUACAGAGGACGUUAAGUAAAUGUGUGUGCUUAAAGAAUUUUUGGACACAGCUGUAGUCCUGUUCACAUUACGUUGAAAUUUUUCAACUUUAGGUUUUGAUAAAAACCCGAGCGAUAUAACAGGUGCCAUUUCAAUGUUUAUAAAACUUAUAUAUGUGAUAUUGUGUAUUUAUUGUGUUUGUAAACACGUGUGUUGCAAUCAUAUUACUGUGGCUUAAUUAUAGUUUUUUUUAUUACAUUUUGUAUAAACUUAAAAUGAUUUAAAUUGCUCAAAUUACAGUUAAAAAAUAUGUGUGAAAUUUUGUGUGUAAGCAAAUACUUGUUAUGAAAAAAAAAAUUAUGUCUCAUAUUUUGUAUGUAAGCAAAUACUCACAGUAAGAAAAUAAUAGGUCUGAUAUUUCGUAUGUAAGCAAAUACUCACAGCAAAACAAUUAAUAGGUCUGAUAUUUUGUGUGUAAGCAAAUACUCACAGCAAGAAAAUAAUAGUCCUGACAUUUUGUGUGUAAGCAAAUAAUAUUAAUUGUGUACGUAUGAGUGUUUGUAAGUGGUAAUGCAUGUAUGUAUGUAUGUAUAUAGAUAUCUUUUUACAAUGUGUAUUUCGAAAGUGGAAUUUUAUUUUGCAAAAGUUUGUUUUUUGUGUGCUACCUACGCUACAGCAAAUUGGAAUGACUAAUCUUGUGUCUUGUUUUCUGCAUCUCAAUAGAAUGCCAAAGUAUCAAGCGAUAUUUCACUUGCAGCAGUUUUUUACUAUUUCCCAUAUGCAAACAAAAUACCGACGUUAAUAUUUUUGCAGUGUGGGUUACUAACAGUAUGUUUCACAAGGCGUUCACGUUUUAAAAAUGUCCACGAAAAUAUACAUACGAGCAAAUUGUCAAUAUUUGAAUGUGCUAAUGUGCUUGUGUCUAAUGAUGUUAGAAUAAUAUAGGUUUUUUUUAAUGCAUUUAUUUGAACUACAUGUUUGAAAUUAACUUAAAUGUCUUGGUUCUGUCAGUGGAAGCUACUGUAUUGUAUGGCUCGGUAAAAAAAAAAAAAAAUGAUGCCGGACACAAAGUACUAUAUUAAUUUUCAGUUAAUACUGGAAAAUUUACUUCAUUGGGCACAGAAAUAAAAUAUAUGUGGUUGCAAAUUGCACUAAGAUGAUCAGGUUCAACAUUUUUGAUGUGUAACAUCUUAGCUCUUGGUACACAGCAGUUGGUCGGAAUAAUUUCGUGAAUGUGACGCAAGUGAAAAAACGGAAAUGUGUAAACCACGGUGCUGCCAUCUGUGGUGGAUGGCACGAAAAAUAGUUCACAAACACAAAGGUAAACUUUCUGGUAUUAAUUCAAUGAAUUUUAACAAGACGGGCAGUUUUUUUUAAAUAAAAUUUGUUGUCGAUAAUCAGGUCCAGAGCCAGGCUUUAAUAUUUUUUUCAUGUUUUUUUUUUUCUCGCUUUUAUUGGAACAGUUUCAUUACAUUGUUUAAAAUUUUGGUCUGCAAAGCAAAUGAUUUGAUAGUUGACUUCCCAGCUCGGGCAGCGAAUUCUUGCGGUGGGUGCAGAAACUCGUAAUUUGCGCCCGGAAAUGUAUUUGGAUAUAUAUGUCUUACGCUCUGCAUCAUGUUUUAAUGAAUUCUACAUUAAAUUUUUGUGUCCCAAGUUUUGUAUUGUAAGUGUGUUUGCAUCAUGAGCACACUUGAAUUAGCUCGUUACUGAGGUUAGAUGUUACACAUCACUGGUAUGUACUGAUCAGACAUGCUCACAUAUUUUUUUUUGGUGAAUUUAUUGUUUUAUAAAACAACAAUUGUGAGUUAUUUUAUAAAACAAAUUUAAGAAUUUAAAUAUUUUUUAAACUCUUAACAGUGAACACAUAAGGAUACAUCUGCCAAAGAUACCUGUUUAAGGAAUACAUUAUAUGACUUAUCCAAUAUCUUUGUAUGACUACCGAAAAAAAGAAAAUCUACUGGAUGCAUUACUAAACGAACAAACAAACCGAAAAAAAGAAUGACCAAAAAACUGCUUUAAUUGACUUCAGUUAGUAUCUAUCUUCAGAAACUGAUUUACCAAUAAAUUUGUUUCGCGUCCAUUACGGUUUUUUUUCCAUCGUCAACCGAGUCCAAUUUAUUUGAUAGUUUUGAGAGGUUGUGUGCUAGUUUUUAAUAAUUUUGAUGCCUCAGAAAUUUCAAGAUGCACAGAGAUUAACUUUCAAAAAAUUACGUACAUGUAUUUUUUUUUUAAAAAACCAGUUUUAUGGUAAUAACGGUAAACUCAUCAAUUAAUGUUAUGCAAGAGGGUAAACUUAAAAAAAAAUUAUAAUUGCCUAAUGAGAAAUUGUUUCAGAUAAUUGUGGUAGCCGUGUGUCGCGUCCCGCAAAUGUGCUGCUGGUUGUCACUUUGCAACGUCAGUUGUAAUUCGUGGUGCGGGCUGGCAAUGUGAUGUUUGAUGCGAGUGAGAACGCGGUCUCCACCGCCAAGGCUGCCUCCUCUCUCCAGUGACUGGGCCUGUGUGAAUAUUCAAAAUUUAAAAAUACCAAUUGAGAAUUAUUUAUGUAUCUGUAUUUGAUUUGACUUCAAAUACUUUGCACUUCUAAAUUGAAGAACACCUGAUUGUAUUCCAAGUGUGGUGAAGGUGUUAACACGCCGUAUCACCCGGUAUAGUUAUCGACUUUGUGAUCGGGCUAUUGUCACGCAAUGUACAAUACAUAUUAGUUGACCUCAAAUAACUACACAUACUUUAUUUUUGAUACGUACACAGUUAACAAAAGACGGCAGGACAAUCUGCGAUCUUAAUUUUUUUUUUUUAUAUAUAUAAGUUGAACACAAGCAAACAACAGUUAUUCUGUAACCACUAAAAAAAAAAAAAAAAAGACAGCCGAUAAUUUGAAUUUUUUUUUUUUUUUUUUCAAUUCAGAUUCAAUAUUUGUAUUGAAAAUAUUUUGAUAUUUAUAUUCCAGUUCUAUUCAAACUAAACAUUUGACUAUUUUCACAGGCCUAUCGGUAACCCGGACUGGUUUCGAGCGACGCUUGCCUGGCGGAAGUGUUCCGAGUUAUUUCGGCAGAGUCGUGCAGACCACGCUCUCUGUCGCAUCGAAUAUGUGCCCCUGGUACUUCACACAAAGAGCACUGCGCUGGCGUGAGACACCCUCGAAGCGCGAACUUGCGGGCGAGUGCUGUUUUUCAAACGGGCUCGUUCGUUUGUGGUUUGUGUUUGGCGAGUAUUGCGAGAAGACACCGACACAGACAGUGGCUACAGGAAAAUAGAUUAAAAAAAAAAAAAAAAAAAAAAAACUCUUGGAAAUAAAUUUUGUAGAACGUGACUGCUGGUUUUAUAAUUGUAUUCUUCAGUAUCACGGUCAAACUUAGACAAACCGUCACUCGUUUAAACAUCUGUUUCUGUUAGCUGUGAUCGUAAAAAAAAAAAGAUGUUAAGUAUUAACAAACAUAACAUAAAUCCUUAAAAUUACUUUUACACCCAAGAAUUAGGAACACAAGUGUGCAGAAAGCUUAGAUAACAUUAUUUUUAAUUAACGUAGGUUUAUAAUACUUACCUGAAUGUAAUGCUACGGUUUGUGCCAAAACUGGGGAUACUAGAAAUGGGGGUCGCAUUACAAUCGCGAACUUGUAUUUUGCUAUUGGGAACAGCUUGGUUGAAAAACUAGAGGCUCUUUCUGUAUACCGCAUCACUCAUCAUUUAUGCCACUUAAGUCCGGGGCUUUGUGGAUCUCUGCAUGGGCGUGACAGAUGAGAGAUGCAGGAUGAAGGAGAGGAUGAAAGUUGUGUUUCUCUCUGCUUCUCUUCACUGGCUGCUGGAGACUUUCUUCUCUUUCACCCUCCCAUGUGACCAGACCACCCUGUAUCACCACAGUCUUCGCUUUCUGAACAGCUGCCUUUGAACUAGUCAUAUGACACUAUUUUUUUUUUCUAACUGCAGCUUGGUGUUUCAAAAGAAAACUGGGUAAAUCACUCUACUUACGAAAGUGGCAUCAGAAAGUGUCUAGUAAAUAAGUAAUAAAUCAAAUAAUUUAAUUAAUUUUCAUGUGCCAUGUACUUUUUCCAAACCAUAAAAUAUUUUCAAUAAACUCGUAAUCAAAAAGUUUGUCGUCGCAUUAUAUUUUGAGUCUCAUUAUUUUUUUUAGUUAAAUGUGGUACAUAAUGCAUGUAUAUAGUAUACACACAAUACAUUUCUGUACAUUACUGCUCUUAUAUUUUAUUGAUGUUAUGUAUUGAUAAUUAAUAUUUUUUGUUUCUUUUAAAGGAUUUUAUUUCCAUUUUCAUCCACAAGCCCACAGUGAAAUCAUGUUAUUGUACAUACAUGUUAGAUUUUCGUGAAACUUUCGUUAUUUGCCACAGCCCUGAUUGAUGGUUAAUCAAAGUUUCACUGUAGUUAACAAUUGUUUACAGUACCAAGUGCGUGUUUCGGAAACAUCAUUAAAAACUUGAUUUGAGAUUAGAAACCUCUAGAUCAGUUUUUUUUUAAAUUAAACAGCACAUACAUAACACUAAUAGUCCGGUCAAAAUAGACAUAAAAAUAGUGAUCAAAUAACAAAAAUUCAGACAGCUGAAUUUUGGUAGAGACCUUGGGUAGAAUCUAACUCCUUCAACUGUUAGAAUGGCGUUAUCGUAGCAAUAGUGAUUCUUAGAAAAAAAGUAUUAGGACCAUUUUUGUAUAUAAUUUUGUAAUUUAGAAUUUUUGUCUGGGCUAUAUUUUUGAUAAAACUUACCGUUUUUGAGAAAAUUCAAAUUUAAAAAAAAAUUACCUUUGACCUUGAAUAACUUUUUUAGCACACAUGGGAUCUAUGGGAACUUUUGGCACUUUAUUUCAAUUGGUCUACCCAAGGUCUCUACCAAAAUUCAGCUCUGUCGAAAUUUUUGUUGUUUGAAAUGUCUAUUUUGACCGGACUAUAAUGUUAUAAGUUCAGUUUAUUGCAUCCAUUAGAUCAUGUUUUGUCGGUACAAGUUUGCACAAAAGAUAUUGGGCAUGUCAUUUUAUUCAUAAAUAUAAUAAUAUGAUUACAAUAAAUUAAAAACGCAUGCAGCAAAUGUUCCGUUAUCUGAAACCACGACUGGUUUUGCGAAAAGUGUAGCCGUCUGUAAUCCCCGCACAAAACAAAGCACCAAAUGCAAUUUGCAAUUACAUGUUUGUAAUUGCAAUUUGCAAUUACAUGUUUGUAAUUUUUUUUAUUAUUAAACCUAUAUUCAUUGACAGAAUAGAAAGAAUGGCCAAUUGAGAAUCCUUUCAUUUUUUUCUAAAAAGGGCUGUUAAUUUGAGAAGCACAUGUUGCAAAUGUUUAAGCAGCUUUUUGAAUAGUUGACUGGCUGAAUAAGUAGGUUAUUUUUGUUCCCAAAUUAGGUCUACAAGCAAAAUAUGCAAAUGGUUUUUAUAUAUUGUAUUGUGCUUAUGAAAGUAAUUGUUUCUUUAAAUAAUAUAAUUAUUUCAUAAAUUUUAUUAAAAAUCUUUAUUUAGUUUAAAAGAUCAACUGCUCAUAUUAAUAACUAAAAUUAUUAAGUAAAAAAAUAAAAAGAUUUUAAAUAAUUUAUUAGAAUUUUGUGUUUAAUCUAAAUGAUCAAAUAAACUUAAUUUAAAAAAAGGAAUUGAAUAUACAAGUAUUGUGAAAUAAUUUGUGCCUGCUUUUAUGUGCUAGUCCAUUUAUAAAACAAGAAAAAAAAUGUUGAAACUGCGAACAAUUUUUUUUUUUAAGUGAACAUUUAAUAGGAACACACAAAAUAUUGUGUAGCCUUGACAAACCCAUUCAUAUUUCAUUGCAUGUACGGUAUGUUUUGAUGAUGUAUAAUAUUGAGACUCGGUAUGUUUGUUUGAGAUGUGUGUGUAUGCAAACAACUGCAGGUAGUAGAAUAUUUUUUUGAACCUCUUUUGUUGUAUGAUUUUGUUGUAAAAUGUGCAUUUACAUUUUUUUUUGUACUGCCAUAUUUAAGCGACGAGAGAUUAAUUUUUUUUUUGGAUUCCGAAACGACGUGAAUAAAGAAGAGAAAGGAUUGUCACCCACCGUCCCGUCCAACUUAUUCUUGUAUAUUAUUUGUUCUUUACAAUUUAGUUUUUGAACUUUGGUAGAUUGCACCUGAAGGUCGAAAAUUUCGGAACUGUUGAAAUUUAGUGUGAUGUAAAAAAAAAAAAUAAUGUGAUAUGAUCUCAGUGUUAAUUGAUCAGUUGCAUGGCCUUGCAAAGGCAUUGUGGACUAACGUUUGUACAUACGUAAAUUUAAAUCUAUCUCUCCAGACAUGAUGUAAGGGUGAAACAACCUUGACAAGUACGUUACGUAUUUUAAGGAUUCGUUGUUUUUUACCAUCAAAACUGUUCUUUCAGCUUGUAUAAUAGAUUUCAAUGAACUUACGGACUGUUUACUAAUAUGUACUUUGUUGAUAUUAAUCAUCUUUAUGUGAUCUUAUCUACUUGUUUUAUUUUUUAUUUUGUAAAAAUAAUUGUUUUGUAUUUCUUCUCACAUACAUAUGUGUUUGUCAGUGACCAUUUUUAUUUUGUACUGAAGUCAUUGUUGAGAAAAUAAAUAAAAACGUAUGUGUA
This is a messenger RNA of Bacillus rossius redtenbacheri, 14560 nucleotides long. RefSeq names its product hemicentin-1 (gene ed). Gene Ontology annotation, biological process: cell-cell adhesion. Bases 898 to 4752 code for a protein of 1284 amino acids. Lineage: Eukaryota; Metazoa; Arthropoda; Insecta; Phasmatodea; Bacillidae. Gene Ontology annotation, cellular component: cell-cell junction; plasma membrane. The record is from RefSeq and is a predicted model, not a curated record. The transcript is spliced from 14 exons. Gene Ontology annotation, molecular function: cell adhesion molecule binding.